This is a messenger RNA of Impatiens glandulifera, 1800 nucleotides long. RefSeq names its product DEAD-box ATP-dependent RNA helicase 1. Gene Ontology annotation, molecular function: ATP binding; nucleic acid binding. Gene Ontology annotation, cellular component: nucleus. Lineage: Eukaryota; Viridiplantae; Streptophyta; Magnoliopsida; Ericales; Balsaminaceae. The record is from RefSeq and is a predicted model, not a curated record. The coding region runs from base 72 to 1610 and encodes 512 amino acids. The transcript has 9 exons.
GAACAGUUCUGCAGCCUGAGCUCUGAAGGUUGCCACCCCAGAAACCCUAAAAGAGUAAAGAGGAAGAAACGAUGGAGAAUGAACCAGAGAGAAAGAAGAAGAGAAUACCUGUUCUAUCAUGGAUGAGAGAUCCCAUUGACGUCAAUCUUUCAAAUAAAUGUCCUCUCAAAUACAUACCUUCUCUUGACCCAAGGUUAACGGUGGCUUUACAGAAUACUGGAAUUACUUCACUGUUUCCUGUACAAGUUGCAGUUUGGCAUGAGACAAUUGGACCUGGUGGUUUCGAAAGAGAUCUUUGUAUAAAUUCACCAACAGGAAGUGGGAAAACUCUUGCAUAUGCUUUGCCAAUUGUGCAAGCAUUGUCAACUCGUUCUGUUAGAUGUCUUCGUGCUUUAGUAGUGUUGCCAACUCGUGACUUAGCUUUGCAGGUUAAAGAAGUUUUUGCUGCUAUUGCACCGGCAGUAGGACUAUCAGUAGGUCUGGCUGUGGGUCAAUCAUCAAUUGCUCAUGAAAUUUCAGAGCUCAUUAAGAAACCAAAAUUUGAGGCUGGCAUCUGUUAUGACCCUGAAAUCUUUCCCAUUGGUCUAGAGAGCUCAGUCGAUAUUUUAGUGGCAACACCAGGAAGGCUGAUUGAUCAUAUCAACUCCACAAAAGGUUUUACUCUGGAGCAUCUUUCCUAUCUUGUGGUUGAUGAAACAGAUCGAUUAUUGAGGGAAUCGUAUCAAUCAUGGUUGCCCACUGUUAUUCAAUUGACACGUGCCAAUACUGAAGCUCUAUUUCCUAGUCCCAAACCUUUUCUUCCAUCGGCGUUUGAUUCUCUUCGGACCAUAAGGAGAUGUGGUAUUGAAAGGGGAUUUAAAGGUAGAGUGUAUCCUCGAUUUGUGAAGAUGGUCUUAUCAGCAACACUAACACAAGACCCAGGCAAGCUUUCUCAGCUAGAUUUGCACCAUCCUUUAUUCUUGACAACUGGAGAGAGACGUUAUCAGUUACCUGAACAACUAAGAUCCUUGAACUUGAUUUGUGAACCAAGUCUUAAACCUCUUUACUUGGUAGCCCUUCUACAGACUUUGAAAGGGGAGAAGAGUAUUGUUUUCACAUCAUCUGUGGAGUCAACGCACAGACUGUGUACAUUAUUGAACAAUUUCGAAGAUCUGCAAAUCACGAUCAAAGAAUAUACAGGUCUUCAGCGUCAAUCACUGAGAAGUAAGACGUUGAAAGCCUUUCGUGAGGGGGAAAUACAAGUACUAGUCUCAUCGGAUGCAAUGACUCGUGGAAUGGACGUGGAAGGGAUUAAAAACGUAAUUAAUUAUGAUAUGCCACCUUACAUAAAGACAUAUGUUCAUCGUGCUGGUAGGUCUGCGAGGGCUGGACAAGAUGGAUGUUGCUUUACAUUAUUGCAUAAAGGAGAGGUUAGACGGUUCAAGAAGAUGUUGGAGAAAGCUGAUAGCUCAAGUACGCCUUAUACAGUUCCAUCAGAUUCAAUUGAAUCACUUCGUAGCACAUACGCUUCAGCACUGGAGAAACUAAAAGAGAAUGUUCAAUUGGAGAAUCAGAAGAAGAGAAAGACUAGUUUCAGGUCUCCUGCAGCACGAACAAAAAGAAGAUUAUAAGUAAAAUGAUCUUUCGAGAUUCAUUUGGAAACACCUCGAUAGAGUUGAGAUCGCAUUUGACAACUGAAUUUAGUUGGAAACUGAUUCAGAUAUCUUUUUUGAUGGUUUCUCAUAUGAAUACAGAUAUAUGUAAGUUUUUUCAAAUAGGCCAUUGUAACCUGUUCUCUAGCUUUAAGUUCUCUUUAUUUUA